ACAAGUUUUGAGAGUCCGAUUUGCGCGCCAGUUCUUGCACCAUCAGUGAAGUCUGAUGAAUUUCUAUACAUUUAAGGGCAGUUUUAAGCCUCUACUCGGAUAGUGGCCAAUUUCCUUUUGUUUGGCUUAAACUGAUAGUUCUUUUGCCAGGAUGGUUUCGUCAGUCUUGUCAGCUGAGUUAGCUGCCACUUGCAGUGCUCUUGGGUAUUCCGAUGGGAACAAGUAUUACAUUGAUAAAUUUUGUAAAGAGACUGUGAAAGAUCUCAUCAGAUAUUUGCGUCAUGAUGAUGAGAAUCAUGAAAUACGGCGUUUUCUGGGAGAAGCCAAAGUUUUGGUCACUGAUUUGCUUCCAUUGAUAAAGCAUUACAAUGAAGAUGAAGACCUAUUUGAUGUCACGUUGAGACUUUUGGUUAAUUUGACAAAUCCUGCUCUUCUUCUUUAUCGAGAAGAAUUACCUGCUGAAAAGACAUCACGGAAUUAUUACCUUCAAAUUAUAUCUCAACUGCAAAGCUACAAAGAAGCAUUUAAUGAAGAGGGCAUUUGGGCUAUUUUGUCCAAAAAGCUGAGUGAUAUUCUUCAAAUUGAUUCUGAUGAGCGUUCUGAGGAAAAAGCCAUGGUGAUGGAGAGGAUUCUUGUAUUGAUUCGAAAUAUUCUCCAAGUACCAGCAGAUCCAGAUGCUGAACGUAGACCAGACAAUGAUGCAAGUGUGCAUGAUCAGGUGUUGUGGGCUCUUCAUCAGUCCGGCUUGGUGGAUCUUAUUUUGUACAUGAGUAGUUCUCAAAAUGAGCAAGCAUAUUUCAUGCACAAUCUGGAAAUAGUAUCCUUGAUGCUGCGUGAUCAAGAACCGUCAGAACUUGCCAAUGUUGCAAUGGAAAGAAGCACGCAAGAAAAGGAAAAGGAUGAGAUGGCCCUGCUUCAGGUUCGAAUGAAAGAGCAGGAAAUUCGCCAAACCAAGACCAAACAAUACACUGGAGCUAGGCAUUCACGAUUUGGAGGCACCUUUGUUCUGAGCAAUGUUAAAUCCAUAAGUGACAAUGAUAUGAUUUUGUAUAAGCCAAUCAGUAAAGUAGACAGCCUUACUUUCUCAGAUAAAAAAAACAAAACUAAGAGGCCAAAGAACAAAGUCCCUAUGAAGGGAGAUGACGAUAAGAGAAGGUCUGCCUUCAGUGUUCGAUUGUUUCUCAAAGAAUUUUGUGUUGAAUUCUUGAAUGGCUCAUACAACAGACUGAUGCACUAUGUCAAGGACUGUCUGAUUAGAGGAGUUGCCCAACCAAACGAUGAAUCCUUCUACUUGUGGGCAAUCAAGUUUUUCAUGGCUUUUAAUCGAAGCUACAAGCUUCAAGUGAAACUUGUCAGUGAAACAAUGAACAUCCAAUGCUUUCACUGGGUUCAGUCACAGAUAGAACAUUCCCAUGCAAUGAUCAGUACUGACAAGAAAAAAAUCCAUAUUUGGUCACGACGCAUGCAUCUUGCUCUUCGAGCAUAUCAAGAAUUGAUAAGUUCCUUGGCUGCCAUGGAACUUUCCCCUGAUACUGACAUUCGCAAAUCUGCUCAAGUUAUCCAAGGCAACCUAUUCUACUUGGUUGAGUACCGGGAGCUCCUCUUGACACUCAUCCAUUCUUAUGAUGAGGUCAAAUUGUCCAGGAGCUAUUUGAAAGAUUUGGUUGAAACACUCCAUGUAUACAUGAAGCUGAUGGAACACUUUUGCAAAAAACAGAGAGGCAUUGUGGUUCAAAAUAAGGGCAAGCAGAAGAGGCAAAGGAAGGCCAAAAAAUCAGCUGCACCCAAGAAAAACACAGCUGACGUCCCUCCAUCCAAUGAAGAGCUUUGGGAUGUGGUUGCUCCUCAGUUGUCUGUUGUGCUUGCCAAUGGCACUAUUCCUGAGGAUGUCAUUCCUUUCGAUGCUGCCUCUGACAAAGAUAUCGAAGAUCAGAGGGUGGACGCCAUGCGCCGCAUCCACACUCUCCUGAAGCAGCACAACUUUGAAGACGCGGUCGCCAUGAUGCGAGCGUCGCGGGAGGUGUGGCCCGAGAACGACGUGUUCGGCAGCGCCCACAUGGCGCCCGAGGAGGAAUUCGCCGCGCUUCGCGAGGUCUUCUUCGCCGACAUUGCACAGGACCCCGACGUCGUGCGGGCCGCCGAGGAGGCGCGGCGGCGGCAGCAGGAACAGCAGGACGAGGAGCGGCGAGAGCAGGAGCAGCAGCCCGACGAGGAGGAAGAGUACGAGAGGGAACACGAGGAAGAAGAAGGAGAAGGCCAAGUCUCUUACUCCGAGCAGGAACUCCAGUUUCCCGACUUUCUGAAAAGGCUGGUCCACUCGAAGGCGGUCCAGGCCGCCGGGUACCUGCUGCAGAAGUUCGACCAGAACUCCGUGUUCACGAACCACUGCGUCGCCAAGCUGCUGCACCGCAUCGCCUGGGACGCCAAGAUGCCCGGCAUGCUGUUCCAGGCCUCCAUAUUCCGCUCCUUCCAGCGCAUCUUCAAGUCCCCCCUCUCACAGCACAAGGAGCUUCAGAAGCUUGCUCAGUUUGUGAUCCAGAAGUUUGUGGAAGUGGCUUCAAAGAACCCGUUGAUCUACGUUGAGCUGCUAUUCUGGAAAACAUCCAGGGACGCGUAUGAAAUUGAAGAGGGCUACGGAAGCUAUAAGGAGAAAUCUGCUGCUGAUAAGAAAGUAUGGAAAGAAGAGGAAGAAGAUGAACUGCGAGUUCUCUUUGCUGAGUUUCAGAGGGAUCAACCUGGUGGUGAUGCUGUUCAUUGGAUUCUGUCAAAGCUUAUCAAUCAAGAUCGCACUGCAAAUGGUGUUAGAAAGAAACUCCAAGAACUCUUUUUAAUAGUUCCUAAAUCUAAAGUGCGUGCACCCAAGGAAUGGGGAGAACAGGAGGUGGUUCAGCUGCAGGAGCUUUAUGACCAGUACAGGGACUCAGGCAAUGUUAUGGAAGAAAUAUUAUCUCGUUUGACAGUAAAACGACCCAAGUCAAAAGUCAUCGAUAAACUUUUGGAGUUAGGGCUGGUGAAUGAUCGCAAGGAAUUACACAAGAAAGGUGGACGAGGAACAAAAUCUGGCAGCUUAAGAAUAGGAGUUCAUGAUGUCGAUGACUCAAGUGAUGAUGAUCGACCCAAUUCCGAUAGUGAUGGUAGCUCUACAAAUAUUACACAGAAGAAGGCCAAGAAAAAGAAGGCUGGUGGAAAGAAGGACAGUUCAGAAAUGGAUAGAAUAGCUCUCAAAAACGCUCGAAGGGCCAAUACUGGACGUGCUCCACCAGGUCAAGUCACUGCAAUGCUGCUGCAAGUCAUGAGCUCAGAAUUAUCUGGAGGCCUGCAAUGGCUCAAAGAAUCUCUGGACGAAGCUGCUGAAGAUCUAGAAAGUAACCCUACAGCUGAGGAAGUUGACGGAGUGCCCCUCGUUCCUGUGGGGGAUGACGCAGAAACUGCAAUGGACAGUCCCAUUUUCCAGCGACUCUUACAAGCAUUGGGAAUUGUACCUCCAUUUGAUGAACAGGAAUCUUACUGGCGUAUACCUGGCGACAUGAGAGCUGCUGAAAUGCGGAAGAAGGCUGGAAAUAUCCAGAGUGCUUUAGAUGGCACUCUCUCCCCUGAACAAGACUCAGAGACCAAUGCUGACAGUACUGAAAAUCAGGACCCUGUCCUCGAUAAUUCUGACUCAUCCGAGAGUGAAGAUGAGUUCAAUGCUUUGCGCAGGAUUACUGCUGCUAGUCGUGAGGAUUCAAAUACUGAUAAAGCACAAUCUGCAUUUGAUGAGUUGGUAAAUGCUUCAAGCACAUCUACAAAAUCAAAAUUACAAAAAAGUAAACACAAGCGGUUGAGAAUGACUCAUUCUGAUGAUUCUGACGACCAAGCUACAGAAAACAUUGAAACUCAUGAUGAGACUGAAGAAACUGCUAGUAAGCCUCUAAGUCAAAGCAAUCUUGACUCUGAUUCAGAUGGGGAUGCGGAUGGUGGAACUCUGAAUGACAGCCACUCUCAGCGCCGAGCAAUUAUUGAAUCAGACUCUGAAAAUGAAAGUCCUGUUCCCUCCUCCAGUCAGAUCUCACAUCGUAGUAGGCAACAGGUUAUUGAUUCUGAGUCAGAAUCUGAGGAAGCUCAAAAUAGAAGUGUAAAGUAUCAACCAAAAAGGUCUCCUCUCAAAGAAACAUCUAUUUUGAACAACUCUUUUAAGACAACAGACAUUAGCUCUGAUGAAGAAAUAGAAUCAAAUGACAAACCAACUAAAGGUUCAAAACACCUGCUUAGUAGCUCUGAGGAAUCUGGCAAUGAAAGAUCUCCGAAGAAGUUACGCCCAAAUGAUGCAAGUGGCCUUCGUAUGUAAUCAUUUUAAAUGUUUCAUUUCUUCAUGUUGAGAUUAUAACUGUGCUCACAACUUUGCCAAACAAAAUGUGAUGGGCGAUCAUUUUUCGUUUCUUUAUUUUUAAAGCACUAUUUUUACACUUGUGCAUUUUAUUCUCUUAAUUUUCAGUCCAUUUUGCAAGUUGAAAGUUGGUUGCUUUUAUGAGAAUCUUACCCUUACCAUAUCUUUUUAAACUUAUUAUUGUAUCAUAUUUUUACUUUGUCUUAUUUUAUGGAAAAAAUAAUUUGUACUUCAUAGUGCCAAAUGUUUUUAGAAAAUGUUGUCAGAUUCAAAAUACUUCAUAUCCUUAAGUUUGUUUUGUACCACAUAUUCAUGUGUGAGGAUUUGAACCUAACCAUAUCUCUUGUGGAACUUACAUUGUAAGAACUGGCACCCAGCAUGAUUAAAUUAAGUUUAAAUAAACAUUCAAAGUAUAAAAGA
Messenger RNA from Thrips palmi, 4786 nucleotides. It is a transcript of the gene timeout, whose product is annotated as protein timeless homolog. NCBI's taxonomy places the organism in Eukaryota, Metazoa, Arthropoda, Insecta, Thysanoptera, Thripidae. The record is from RefSeq and is a predicted model, not a curated record. Gene Ontology annotation, molecular function: DNA binding. The transcript is spliced from 26 exons. Gene Ontology annotation, cellular component: replication fork protection complex. Bases 152 to 4327 code for a protein of 1391 amino acids. Gene Ontology annotation, biological process: DNA repair; DNA replication checkpoint signaling; replication fork arrest.